Haliaeetus leucocephalus (bald eagle) is the source of this 1359-nucleotide messenger RNA. It is a transcript of the gene IL13RA1, whose product is annotated as interleukin 13 receptor, alpha 1. Gene Ontology annotation, molecular function: protein binding; cytokine receptor activity. NCBI's taxonomy places the organism in Eukaryota, Metazoa, Chordata, Aves, Accipitriformes, Accipitridae. Gene Ontology annotation, cellular component: membrane; external side of plasma membrane. Gene Ontology annotation, biological process: cytokine-mediated signaling pathway. The record is from RefSeq and is a predicted model, not a curated record.
GGGCGGGCCGCGGCGAGGCUCUUCCCGUCUGGCCCGGCCCCCGCGACGGGAAGUGGGAGCCGGGGGCCGCGCACGGCCGGCCGGGACGCCGGAGCCAUGGAUCCUGGCGGAGCCUCGGCGCGCCGCCGGCUUCUCCUCGCCGUCUGCUGGGUGGUCGCCGCGGGGACGGCGGCAGGUAGGAAAGUUCUUCCACCUCCAUCCAACCUGGAAUACUCAUUUAUACAAAUCUGCACCCUGAACUGGACCUGGAGCCCCCCAGAGAACAUCAGCAGUAGCUGCGACCUGGAGUAUUCCAGCGACAUUGUGAUUGGUGAGGUCCCUCAGGACAAAAGAGAAUGGAGCAAGAGUCGCUUCCGUGUGACGGAUGUGUUCUUGAAUGAGGAAAUGCGUUUCAAAGUGAGAAGCGAAUGCAAGCACAAUAAUGCCAGCAAGCCCAGCCGGUGGGCGGAGAAGUCCCUUCCACUGAAAGGUAUUCCAGGUACUGCUGCUGUUGACUUGAGCUGCGUUUGGCACAAUUUGGAGUACAUGGUUUGUACGUGGCGUCCUGGGGAGAAUGCGAGCAGUGAUACCAAUUAUACGUUGUUCUACUGGUUUGAUGGUUUGAAAAACCAUAAGAAGUGCAGCAACUAUUCUGUGCACCAAGGAAUCUUUGGAUGCAUUUUCAAUCUUAGCUUCCCAAAAGUCACCAAUACUUACCCGGCUAUAAGUAUCUUGAUUAGAGAUGAUUCUGAAGAAAUUAGGCCUGUGUGUGCAAGUAAAAAUCCCACCACCCUUGUAAAACCUGCUACACCAAGACAAGUUACACUAUCAAAGGUUAAUGAUGGAAUACAUGUAGAAUGGAGUCAAUCAGACACCUUUCCAAAAAAUUGUUUAUUUUAUGAAGUUGAAUAUCACAAUGGUGAUUUGGACACCGCUGCGAUAAUUAAAGUUGAAAAUACUAGUAUGUCAAUUCCUAGCGUUGAUCCUAAUAGCAAGUACACCUUCAAAGUGAGAGCAAACCCAAAGCCCGAGUGUUACAGCAGCAAGCUCUAUAGUGACUGGAGCGAAGAAAAGAGUAUUGGUGAGAAGAUGGACUCUACAUUCUAUGUUGUUUUAAUAAUUGCCAUUCCAUUAAUAGUAGCAGUAUCUACUAUAAUUCUGCUAGUUUAUCUAAAAAGGCUGAAGAUAUUAAUUCUUCCACCAAUUCCGGACCCUAGAGAAAUUCUUAAGCGCAUGUUUGGAGAGCAGAAUGAGGAUUCCCAGAGCUGUGCAAAGGAUGAUUCCGUGAAUGCUUAUGACAGGUUAAUUAAGGAAGAAGAAAUUCAUUCUUUAAUUUUAACAGAAACUCCAGCGUACGCUAAUUCUGAAAAAGAAAACUGA